Mauremys reevesii (Reeves's turtle) is the source of this 3407-nucleotide messenger RNA. RefSeq names its product zinc finger C4H2-type containing (gene ZC4H2). Lineage: Eukaryota; Metazoa; Chordata; Testudines; Geoemydidae. The coding region runs from base 294 to 968 and encodes 224 amino acids. Gene Ontology annotation, cellular component: nucleus. The transcript is spliced from 5 exons. The record is from RefSeq and is a predicted model, not a curated record. Gene Ontology annotation, biological process: positive regulation of neuron differentiation.
AAUUAGCUGUGACAAAUUGAUUUAAAGUGUGGCUGCAGGAAGAGGAGUAAGAAAGCUCUGCUCUGCCUUAUGGGCGUUGUAGUCUUUCCUCUUGCACAGGCCUCGGCUGCAAUAAGGAACUGGACUCCAACUCCCAUAGUUCCCAUUAAAUUAUACCGCACAGGCUCAGAGUCCAUAUACCCGGAGUGGGUGGCUACAUUGUGUCUAUUGUAUGAGUUGAUUUUUGUUUUGUUUUGUUUUUUGGGGGGCUGGCAUUUUGUACAUCACGGGAGGCUUAAAUUGGAGUGAAAAGCAUGGCUGAUGAGCAAGAAAUCAUGUGCAAACUGGAAAGCAUCAAAGAGAUCAGGAAUAAGACUUUGCAGAUGGAAAAGAUCAAGGCACGCCUGAAGGCAGAGUUCGAAGCCCUGGAAUCGGAGGAGAGGCACCUGAAGGAAUACAAGCAGGAGAUGGACCUUCUGCUGCAGGAAAAGAUGGCCCAUGUGGAGGAGCUGCGGCUGAUCCAUGCUGACAUAAAUGUGAUGGAGAACACCAUCAAGCAGUCUGAGAAUGACCUCAACAAGCUCUUGGAGUCCACUCGGCGCCUGCAUGAAGAGUACAAGCCCCUUAAGGAGCACGUAGAUGCCCUACGGAUGACUCUGGGCUUGCAGAGGCUGCCAGAUCUGUGUGAGGAGGAAGAGAAACUCUCUCUUGAUUAUUUUGAAAAGCAGAAAGCUGAAUGGCAGACAGAACCACAGGAACCUCCCAUUCCAGAAUCUCUGGCUGCAGCUGCAGCUGCUGCCCAACAGCUACAAGUGGCUAGGAAACAGGACACCAGACAGACAGCCACUUUCAGACAACAGCCACCGCCAAUGAAGGCCUGUUUAUCAUGUCACCAGCAAAUUCAUCGGAACGCACCAAUAUGUCCACUCUGCAAAGCAAAGAGCCGGUCUCGGAAUCCCAAAAAACCCAAGAGGAAACAGGAUGAGUGAAACACAGAAAAUCCAUGGAAAAAACAUGUGACCCAUCCUAAUCCCUUUCCAGUAGAACUGUAAACGUGGCCAGUUUAUUGAAGUGCAGACUUAAGUAUGACUUACCCACUGUUUUCUAGUUAAUGUGACGUAAGCACAAUGUUUCUGUUCCGUCUUAAUUUCCAUCCAGUCCUCACAUUCUGGUUUUAGGAGAAGUGCUGAUGGUGCUACACUUUAACAUUUUAGUCAUUCCAUCUUUCUGACUCCUAAGCCAAGUGGAACCUCUAAUGCAAGUAGUCUCAAUGCUGAUGAGCAUUUUGCAGAGAAGGACAGAUGAUUCCUCCUGUGAAGAUAUAUUUGAGGAUACAUGUUUCAUAGUUAAAUACAUUAGACCUAAGGUACCUCUACUGUACUUGCCAAAAUGUUCCUGUGUUUUUCUAGCCCUACACUGUUUGUCACACAGUAUCUUUUGCUAAAAAGCAGGCACUGGCUAUACAACUAUAAUAUUCUUAAUGAUUUAAGUGUUACUACAGCAAGUUCGUUUUUUUUGUUGUUUUUUUUUGAGAGAGAGCGAGAGAGAGUUGUUGCUAAAAGAUUACUCUAAUUUUCUCCUAACAGAAACCCACUUGAGGCACAGAAGUUGCUGAAUAUCCAUUUGCUAUGCUAGAGACCCAUGCCUUGACCUAACCAGCAAGAUUACAUGGGCUAGAUAUAGAGUAAAACUCAUCAUAUCCAAGGAUUUGGGGGUAUGUCUGAAAUGACCAGAAAAAAUAGGGAUAUGGGCACACGGGAGAUCAACAUAUAGUUCAGUUUUAUGAGGUUUGAUUAUCCAGUUCCUACAGAACCGGAUUAAAAUUUGGGAAGGGGAUCAAGCCAUUGUAUCCAUAUUAAUAUAAAAUUAUGUUUAGCAUCUUAAUUAGGCCAUUUUCAGCAAUCGUAAAACAGACUUCAAUUCAAUUAAGAACUAACUAGGGCCUCCACAGCAUUUGUGGACUUCCUGGGCUCUGAGCCAAAGAGCUAAUCCUAGUUCUUCAGGGGAAAUCAUAAAAUACCCUGGAUUUUAGUGAUCAUUGACCGCAAUAUUAGCCAUUCUAAACCUCUUCUCCCCCUUACAACUAUGGGUCAAAAUCAGCUUUAGAAUAGGCAGGUACAACACCCAUUGAAGUCACAAGGAAUUUCACUUGUGUACUCCUCAGUAGUACUGGUUGAAAACUGAGUUUUUGACAAAAGGAAGUUUUCACCAGGCGAGUGCACUUGCCUAUAAAAACUUCUUGUUUUUCAACAACAAAAAUCUAAAUUUUCCACAGAAAAAAGCCAUUUUCCAACCAGUUCUACUCCAGAGCUGACUUUGACUUCUUGCUCUACACAUGUGCCAACAGAGCUCUGGCUGGAGUAUCUAUCAGAAUCCCCCGAUAUAGGGUGAGCGCCUUUCCUUAUUUCAGCCAAAGUAAGAGUAGCUUCUCUGAGGAAGGGCAAGAACAGGGACCUAGAACCUCCUGGUUUCUAAUCCCAACUAUACCAUUUACUCCUGGUGCCUUGAGAACAUAACUAACUGCUUUGUGAUUGACACUCUUCAGUAGGGCUGAUAAUACUGACUUGUCUCACAGGGGGAUUGUGCAAAUUAAAGAGCCUUGAAUAUUAAGAAUAUUUCUAAAGUACUAAAUAUUCUUUUCAAUAACACUUGGGAUUACAGAAGGAGGGAGCCCCCUCCCUAAAUUUUUAUUGCCCCCUCUCCAUUGCCCCAAUCCUUCAUCCAUACUUGUGCUGGAGUGGUUGUAUUAAGGCAGAGGUCCUCAAACUGUGGGACAUUCCCCCCCCCCCCCCAGGAGGGCAUAGAGGAAUGUUCAGGUUUGGGGCGGGCCAGGCCUGCCCCCCUGGAGAGGGAGGGACACCCAGCCCCACUCUGCCCCCAGUUCUGCUCCAGCCCCAGCCUGGGCCCCUGGCUGCUGAUCCUGAACACAGCUCCACUCCCAGCCCCGGGCCCUGACCCGUCUCCCGACCACAGCUCCUCGGGGGUGGGGGGAGAAUAGAUUUCAUUACUGGUAAGGGGAGGCAUGACAGAAAAAGUUGGGGGACCACGGUAUUAAGGAUUUUUGUUUGUUAGUUAAACACAGAAUAAGCCACACCCUGGUCUCUGGUGAUGAGACUUUACCGGCUACUGGGGACUGUACAAGCGCACAUAAAAAGCUUUUGCUGGCCAAAGCACAUGAAUUGCCCUAAGUCCACAGCUGCUUGCCACAGGGUGACUGUGUGGUUGUAUUAUUUAGAUGGAAUAAAUGUGCCAAAGGUCUUAACAUAACCCAGUCUCUGUCCAGAGUUUGCUAUACAGAGACAUCAGCCCGCUUAGUGCCAUGGCAAACACACCAUUCAAAAUCUUAUUAACCUUUUAUUAAAGAUACAGAAAAGAAGGAAAAACAGUUAAAGCAUUUGAAAUGGGCAGUAUUAAAUAAGGCUUUAAUU